AUGAUGAGACAUUUUCUUUUUCUUCUUCUUCUCUUCUCUUCCCUUCUCCCAUCAAUCCUCACCGUUGAUUCCCCACUCCCAGCACCCGACUCCGACGGCUCUGAUUUCAUCCGCACGAGCUGCAACGCCACACUCUACCCCGACCUCUGCUUCUCCUCUCUAUCUUCUUUUGCCAACUCCAUCCACAAUGACUCCAACCGCCUCGCACGGUUAGCUAUCUCCUUCACUCUCUCCAACACGCACCACCUUCUCUCCUACCUCCAAAACGCUUACGGCAACUACGGUGGUGGACCUCACAACUCAACAGCGGCAGUCCUCAAGGACUGUUUCGAGAGUCUUAAGGAUGCGGUCAACGAGAUGAGAGAUUCGAUGAAACAGAUGAAGGAUGUUGACUCCACGGGCUCGGUCCAGUCGUUUAGGUUCCAAAUGAGUAACGUCAAGACUUGGCUCAGCGCAGCUUUAACUUACGAGUAUACUUGUACGGACGGGUUCGACGACUUCCACGAAGAUAACUCCAUCAAAGUUGACGUAUGCUCACGAGUCGAUGACGUUAAGAAGCUGACCAGCAAUGCGCUUGCUUUAGUUAACCACUACGCCGAUAAAGCAAUACCUUAG
Microthlaspi erraticum is the source of this 615-nucleotide messenger RNA. Lineage: Eukaryota; Viridiplantae; Streptophyta; Magnoliopsida; Brassicales; Brassicaceae. The record is from the annotation of a GenBank genome assembly.